AACGCCCGUGUAUGGUUUUGACAUUGACAUUUCACACAAAAGAAAAGGUCGUACAGGUUCUGUUCUAUAAUAAUGAUUUUUUGAUAAUAUCCUUUGAGAUUAGUUAGAAGUUUAUAAUUUAGUUGUAGAAAUGGUUACUAUAAUAAAAAACCAAUUAUUGAAGCAUCUCUCAAGGUUUACAAAAAAUCUAUCACCCGAGCAAAUCUCCCUAUCAGCCCUCCGAGGCUCUGGAGAGCUGCAAGAUCUGACCCUUGACGAGGAUCUGCUGACAGACUUGUUGGAGUUGCCAGGAUGGCUGCGACUGACGUCAGCUUCCUGCAACAAAGCCACUUUCCGGAUACAGUGGACGAAGCUGAAGACGGUGCCUAUUGUGUUGAAACUAGAUGAGGUCCGGAUAGCCUUAGAAGUAUGCACCGAACCCAGAGUAGUGAACCCCGACGCUGCGGGUGCUAUGCCCGCCGCCGGCAAAUACAGCUACAUUCAUAAGGUAAUAGACGGAAUCUCGGUGGUUGUGAAUCAAGUGCAAAUAGACUUCGCGUGCGACGCGUUCACAAGCAACGUGCAGAUAUCCAGAGUGACCGUAGAAUCAAGGACGCCGGAGGGCCGGCGAGGGGACCUAAGACUGACUAGGAUCAAAAAUCCUGACACUGGCCAACUUUUAAUAUUUAAGGAGCUAGAAUGGCAGAGCGCUCGGAUAGAAGCCAAACCGCAUGGAGCGUCCGCGAAUUUACCGCCACUAAGGCUGUUACUGGGCAACACACACUGUCGAAUUGUGAUCAAAAAGAGGCUAGCGGACUGCGCCGUGAUCGGUUCUCGCCUGGCGAUCAGGCCGGAGCCGGUGGCGUGGGCGCUGACCGACGGGCAGCUGCGCGCGAUGCUGGCGUGCGCCGCGGCGCUGGCCGAGCCCGUCAAGCGAGCCACCGCCGCCGCCACCAGGGCCAAGGCUGCCAGAAAGGUAGAAGAGCCGCUAGAACAAAUUCACAGCCGCUCGUCGUCGAGCGAGCACGAUAUUCUCGCGCGAAUGUUCGCGAAACACGACGUUCGGGAAACAUCGUACCAUUUGUUGGCGCCGAGGAUAGACCUUCAUUUAUGUGACGAUCCCGGCUUGGGCCGAUCGGAACAUCCGUCCCUUUCUAACGGCGGCGCGCUGCAAGUUACUUUAGUGAGCAUGCAGGCCGACCUCUUCCCUUACCACAGAGCUUCCAACGAUCGAAGACAUUGGCGAGGAUACCGGGAGGCCGCCACACCUCACACCCAAUGGCUAUCGCAAGCCUUAUCGUCGUUUUGUGGGUCACUAUUGGACCUCUUGGACCCGAGACCCAUAACGCCUAGUAAUAAGCCCAGUCAAGAGAAGAAGAACGAAGAACCAGUGUCCAACGGCAUCAGUCACAAACCGACGCCCUCACAAACCAGUGCUUCCACCGCUCCGUCCGCCAACACUACCUCACAAGCUUCUCCGACGAGAACGAAGAUUCUUCAGCAGCUGGGCAAGUUAAUGACCACGUGCCUCGUACUUAGGAUAGACGAUUUUACCGUUUACAAGGUGUCAACUAAAUCUCGAGAGGCGCCGCGUCCGUUAGUGUGCGCAGAAAAGUCCACAAUGCCGGGCGACGCGGGACUACUACACGCUGAACUGACGCACUUUUACUAUCCGGGGGACGUUAACUUUCCUGUCCCCGCCCCGAAGCUGUACGUGCAGCUGAGCCCCGUGCGCGUGCACGUGGACGUGGCCAGCGCCGUGUGGCUCGGCGCCUUCCUGCCGCACGUGGCCAGGGCGGCCAGCGCGGCCGCCACCGCCGUCGGCGCUACCAUACAUUCGUCGACAGCUGCGGCUAGCGGAACUGCUUAUUAUGACGUCCGAGCCGAAGCUAUAAUGCCUAAGAUAGUGCUAGAGGCAGGACCAGAACACAUCCCUCAACAGCGCGACCGGCCUAAAGAGCUACACAUAUGCACCGCCAGAGCUAUACUGACCAACGUACGAGAGUCGCCAAGAACCACCUCGGCGGGCUCGCGCGCGGAGCUGGCCGGCACGCUGGCCGCGCUGCGCCGCCUGGCGCCGCCGCGCGGCCGCUUCCCCUGCUCCGAGGGCGACAUGGACCCCGUACACGAACAGUUCGUCCUGCACGCCGAAAACUUGGACGACAUAGAUCGCGGCACAGCGGUAUGCCCAGAACUGCUAUGGCGGGAAAACAGGAGUAUAUGGUGCGCGCGCGUCGAGCCUCUGUGGGCGGACCUGUGCGGCGCGCGCGCCACCAACGGCAAACCUGCGCCCUUGUUGGACGCCUGUCCCCUUACAGCUUGGUUAUGCUUCAACGAAGACUUCUCCCGCAUCUGGGCAGUGGCUCGCACCACGGGCCUGGCCGGGCUGCAGCUCAACCACUACCAGAUGCUCUUCCUGCUGCGCCAGCUGGAGCGGCUCUCGGAGAUGAUGGCUUGGCUCGCCCACGAUGCGGCCAGGCAACCUGACGCUAGUGCAGGGUCAAUAGUUGUAGGCGUGGUCGUGCCAGCAGUGGAGUUGACGCUGGUUCUGCCCUCGAACUGCCCUGGACAGGAGUCGUCCAGAGACCUCGACAGUGUUCCUUUGGACUCUUCUAGCCUUCAGGACAUGAAAAUGGGAUCUGAAACGACAAUGGCGCCAUCUACGUUAGUCGGCGAUAGCGGUAUCAUUAGCAGUACACAGCCUGUGGAGAUAUGCUCAGCGCAACCACUCCCUGCGGAGGAAAUGCCACCGCCCAGUCCAGGCCUUAGUUUUGGAGGUUUCUCUUCAAUGCGUCGCGGACUGACGUCUCUAGUGACAUCUAUCGACAGCGCGUGGACGCGCGACGACGCACGUAGCGACGCCGCUUCCACGGCGUCCUCUGACAGCGAACGUUAUGUCGUUGUAGGCUUGGCUUGUGAAUCACCUCUCGACGCGGAUCAGGCAUUCAGAGAGUUCGAACACGGGCGUAUGUCUACGGCCGGUGUAGAGGUUGCGGCAGAAGUUUUGGAACGUUCCUCUUCGCCCAGCGACCAUUCUGUAACCAGCUCCUGUCGCCGGCGAGAUGUGAUAUCGACGUGCACGUGGCGCCUGCACGAGCUGCACGCGGUGCAGCAGAGCGCGGCGGGCGCCUCGCGCCUGCGCCUGGCCGCCGGGGAGCUGCGCACGGACGAGUGCGCCGCCAUACCCUGGGACGAGUUCCAGAACCGACUCAAGAACAAAUUCUCGAUGCGAGCGCGGGCCUGGACCGAGCCGGCCGUGGACGACUGCGACCUGAAGCCCAGAGAUACUCCAAAAGUGGCUGCUAGGUUGACCAGAUCUGAACUACCAAGGGUUCCUGAUGAGAACGGUGUAACAUCAGGGCUGGCGCCAUUUGAGGAGCUAUUAGAGGCCCGUGUUAGCGAACUGAGCAUAGCCCUAAACAUGAGCACGGCCCUGGCGCUCGCCGAGUUCAUUGAAGACGAGGUGCUCGCUCCGCCCAUGCCUUUGGAAGUAUUAAUAGAAAAUGUGAAGCUCCACCUAAUCGAAGACCGCCCCACGCGCUCCAUCUCCUCGCCCCCCCCGCAGCCGCUCGACGUGGCGCUCUCCGCGCUGCGCCUCGCGCGGGACCGCGCCGGCGUGCUGCGCCUCGGCCCGCCCCCACACUACCCGUCCCCGUCCACACCGCACCAACCGGAGCUGGACGAAGCGAGAGGGAAGAUAGAUAGCUUGACUAGAGAAAAUGAAGAGUUGAGAAAAAGGCUGAUGACUUUGGCUAGGAUUGCGGAGGAUAACAGAGAAUUGAGAGCAAAAGCGGAAGAGGUGUCAGUGUUACGUCAGUGCGUACACACGGCGCAGCAGGAAGUCUCUAGUUUGCUAGCGGACAAGCAGGAGCUGCUAGAGGCAGUGCGAGUUUUGCAGGAGAAAUUGGGAGUGCGCGGGAAAAGGUAGCGCUCCCGCGGCCGCGCCGGCGGCGACUCCUGCAGUCUGGACUGCACGCACUGCUGCGGCGACGCCUAGCCAGUCUGGACUGCACGCACUGCCGCGGCGACGCCUAGCCAGUCUGGACUGCACGCACUGCCGCGGCGACGCUUAGCCAGUCUGGACUGCACGCACU
Messenger RNA from Cydia pomonella (codling moth), 4073 nucleotides. RefSeq names its product bridge-like lipid transfer protein family member 3B. NCBI's taxonomy places the organism in Eukaryota, Metazoa, Arthropoda, Insecta, Lepidoptera, Tortricidae. The record is from RefSeq and is a predicted model, not a curated record. The transcript is spliced from 29 exons. The coding region runs from base 131 to 3907 and encodes 1258 amino acids.